CACAGCGUUUAUGGAUACCGUUGUUAAUCGAACAUUUCCAUUUUUCCAUGGAGGGUACCUGAAAUUACGCUAAUCGGCCUUUUUAAGUUGUAUUUUUAGAGUAAAGACGACAGAAGAUCCUUUAACACUAGGACUGAGUAUAAUGACUGUGACUGGAACAGUGCAGAAGCAUAUUGCUACUCUCUCAAGACAAGCUACUCGAGAGUCUCUCACUUUAGGUUCUCUGGGAGGUAGUUCAAUAGUUGCAACAGAAUGUGGAGACCCUGCCUGUAAUACAAACAAUUCUAUUCUUCAUAGAAAACUUCAAGAUGUUAACAUAGAACUAGCUAGGAACAGAGAACUAGUUUUCCAGGAGCAGUUUUUGAACUGCAGUGCAGAACUUAAGAAAGUGGACGAGGAAGUGAACGAAACUACACAGACUUAUAUUCAGGAGAGCACCAUUAGUAUCCAGCAGAGUCUAAAUACAACAAACCAAAUUUUGGAACAGCUUAGUCUUCUCUCUAGUUCAUUAACAGAUUCAGGACUUGCUCAGCUACUCCCACUUUAGAUUCAGGAUUAGCGCAGCUACUCCCAAUAUAAAUUCAGAAUUAGCUCAUCUACUUAAUCUAGAUUCAGGGUUAGCUCAGCUACUCCCAACAUAGAUUCAGGGUUAGCUCAGCUACUCCCAAUAAAAAUUCAGGAUUAGCUCAGCUACUCCCAAUAAUGAUUCAGGAUUAGCUCAGCUACUCCCAAUAUAGAUUCAAGAUUAGCUCAGCUACUCCCAGUAAAGAUUCAGGGUUAGCUCAGCUACUCUCAAUAUAGAUUCAGGGCUAGCUCAGCUACUCCCAAUAAUGAUUCAGGAUUAGCUUAGCUACUCUCAAUAUAGAUUCAGGACUAGCUCAGUUACUCCCAAUAUAGAUUCAGGGCUGGCUCAGCUACUCCCAAUAAUGAUUCAGGAUUAGCUGAGCUAAUCUCAACAUAGAUUCAGGGCUAGCUCAGCUACUCUCAAUAUAGAUUCAUGGCUAGCUCAGUUACUCCUAAUAUAGAUUCAGGGUUAGCUCAGCUUCUCCCAAUAAUGAUUCAGGAUUAGCCCAGCUACUCUCAAUAUAGAUUCAGGGCUAGCUCAGCUACUCCCAAUAAUGAUUCAGGACUAGCUCAGCUGCUCUCAAUAUAGAUUUAGGAUUAAUUCAGCUACUCUCAAUAUAGAUUCAGGGCUAGCUCAGCUACUCCCAAUAAUGAUUUAUGAUUAGCUUAGCUACUCUCAAUCUAGAUUCAGGGUUAGCUCAGCUACUCUCAAUAUAGAUUCAGGGCUAGCUCAGCUGCUCCCAAUAUAGAUUAAUGGUCAGCUCAUCUACUCUCAAUAUAUGAUUAUAUGAAACUCUUAAAAUAUUUUCGCAUAUUUCAUGGUUAUUUCUUUGUUUUAUAAUUAUGAAUCACUGAGAUUUAGGUAUAUAUUUAAGUAUAAAACCCACUGAAAAAUUGUUAUGAUGACAUUUUAUAAAUUCUUUUGAACUUCUUUUUUUCGUCUAAGAGCUAGUGCUUUAUCAUUACAUUAUGAUUGCCUUUUUUUGCGAACUUUCGGUGAUUAAAGACUUUGCAUUUAAGUAAGGUUAAUAAUGGAAUAAAUUUGUUUGAUGUUUCUCAUAUUCUUGAUUCAAGAAAUACAAAUUUACAAAUAUAAUAUUUGAUAAUUUUGUA
This is a messenger RNA of Eurytemora carolleeae, 1677 nucleotides long. RefSeq lists its product as uncharacterized. NCBI's taxonomy places the organism in Eukaryota, Metazoa, Arthropoda, Copepoda, Calanoida, Temoridae. The coding region runs from base 143 to 547 and encodes 134 amino acids. The transcript has 4 exons. The record is from RefSeq and is a predicted model, not a curated record.